CAAGCUUUCAUGUCGCGUUAGCAGAGGGCUUAUGUAUCGCUGACUGGGGGCGUAGGCAGUGGUGCUUUUGUGUAGAGCUCUGAUCAUUGUUUGUCUGGAUGGAUUCUCGUCAGUUGCUGCUGAACUGAUGUUGGUAGUUGGGCUGGUACUUUGGAGUAUCAGGACAGUCCUGUGCUGCAAAUCUUGCACGAUUUAGCCCGCUGCCAUUUAGUAGGAAGCCGAUGCCCGUACCCUUGUGUAGUUUCUGAAUUUUGGUGGGAGUCUUUCAGUCGGCACCCGGCACUGAGCUGCAGACCUUCUUUUCUUUUUCUUGCUUUGGCCCUGUGGGACACAAGUAUUAAUGUUUUGGUUCUGAAUUUUAAGCAUUUUCCUUUCUGGCAACAAUUUUGCAUUCUACAUUCUCACAAUAUUCAUUCACCUCAAAAGAUACUAAUCAGAGAUGUUCCUUAUGCAGCAAUGGCUGCGAAAGCUGGGAAUUCUGUGGGUGGUGUUCUUCCCCAUCCCCACGUGAUUGGAAAUGUAUUUGCCCAACACUACUACAAAAUUCUGAAUGAGUCACCAGAGGAUGUCCAUAAGUUCUACCAUGAUCAAAGUAUUCUUGGUCGGAAGCCAAAUUCUGAUGGUACAUUGACAUCUAUAACCACAUUGCGUGAUAUCAAUAAACACUUUGUAUCUACAUACCUCAAGGGAUGUUCGAUGGAGAUAGACAAUGUAGAUUCUCAGCCAUCCCACGAGGGCGGUGUGCUCGUUUUAGUUAGUGGGUCCUUCACUGUCCCUGAUGCCAUGAAGCGUAGGUUUACUCAGUCGUUCUUCCUUGCUCCACAAAAAGGAGGCUAUUUUGUUCUGAAUGAUGUGCUUAGAUACAUUCCAGUUGAGCCAGAAACACCACCUGUCAAGGUUACAGUGCUUCCGUUGAUGGAUUAUUUCUGGGUAUGAUGAUAUCGCCGGUGAAGUCAUGAAUCAAUCUACAGAAAGUACCUCCAUCAGCAAUGAAGUCAUGAAUGACAGAUAGUCACGUCUCGGCAGUGCACUACUAGCUUUCUUACAGAAUGCAAGUUUAUCCAUCUAUAGAUUAUGUUUGCUUUUGCAACAAAUGGGUGCGAAAAGUUUAACAUUUGCGAAUGCCUUAGCAUUGUACAUACAUUAUGACUUGUUAAAAGGGGAGAAAACAUCAGACAAGUAUACAACUGAAUAUAUCUAUUAUAUGCA
Triticum aestivum (bread wheat) is the source of this 1209-nucleotide messenger RNA. Its product is annotated as nuclear transport factor 2-like. Lineage: Eukaryota; Viridiplantae; Streptophyta; Magnoliopsida; Poales; Poaceae. The coding region runs from base 457 to 936 and encodes 159 amino acids. Gene Ontology annotation, cellular component: ribonucleoprotein complex; cytosol. Gene Ontology annotation, molecular function: mRNA binding. The record is from RefSeq and is a predicted model, not a curated record. The transcript has 4 exons.